AUGCUCUGGACAUCCAGCGAGGGGAGGGAGGAGAGGCUCAAGCGGCUGCGGGCAGGGCUGAAGACCUAUGCGGAUGCUGGGGUAUAUGGUCGGCUCACCUACUCCUUCGUGGGCUCCCUCCUGAGCCUGGGAGCGGUGGGUGGCAUCGAUGAGGAUGUCGGCCCUGAGCUCCUGCCCGCCAACAACCGCGCAGAGGUGCUGUCGGAGACCUUUGAUGCCGUCUACCAGCAGGUGUCGUCCCGGCCCGGCCUUACGCCCGCCGCCAUCAUGUGGAGGACCUACCUGAAAGUAUACCGCAUAAAGAUUCUGGUUCACUUGUUAUGGGCCUUUGCGGAGGUCGGCUGCAGGGUUGGCUCCCCCCUCAUCCUGCGCAAGCUGAUCACCUGGUUCUGGGGCUGGGAGAGCAGCGGCGGCGACGCGGCGGCCUUCCCCGCCUGGCAGGGCUGGCUGUGGUCGGGCCUGCUGGCCCUCAUGGGCUACCUCUACUGCGCAGUGCACCACCAGCUGUUCUGGAAGGGCAUGCGCAACGGCUUCACCAUGCGCCUGCAGGCCAUCGCCGCGGUGCAGGCCAAGGUGCUGCGCCUGAACGCCGCGGGCGUGGCGGCCGUGACCGCCGGCAAGAUCGUCAACCUGGUGUCCAAUGACGUGCGCCGCUUCGACGAGGCCGGCACCUUUGGCGUCUUCCUCAUCGCAGGGCCCGUGGAGCUGGCCAUAGUCCUGGUCCUCAUCGGCCUUAAGAUGGGGUUUGCCGCCUCCGUCGCAGGCGGCCUGCUGGGGCGGCGCAUCGUCAGGCUGCGCCACGCCACCGCGCUGCAGACCGACGAGCGCGUGAAGCUGACCAGCGAGGCGCUGUCUGGCGUGCUGGCGGCCAAGAUGCUGGGCUGGGAGGACGGGCUGCUGGCCCGCAUCCACGCCGUGCGUGGGCGGGAGCAGGGCUUCGUGCGCGCCCAGGCGCGCAUCCGCGCCCUCAACAUGGGCCUGGCCUUUGCCAUCUCCCCCGUGGCGGCGCUCAUCACCUUUGCCACCGCACGCGGCACGGGGCACGUGCUUACCGUGGCCAACGUCUUCUACACCAUCGCCCUGCUCCAGCUGCCCAAGCUCUACAUGGCCGACUUCUUCGUCAAGUCGGUGGAGGCGCUGUCGGAGCUGCGCGUCAGCAUGGCCAGGAUCGGGAAGUUUCUGUGCCUGGCCGAGCCCCCGCCGCCAUACCACCACGUUUCGAGCGCGGCGCCGGGCACCCUCCUCGUCCCCGGUCUCGACUUUGACUGGGAGGUGCUGCCCUGGGCCCAGGGCAGCGGUGCGUAUGGGGGGGUGGGGGCAGGCAAUGCUAGAGAGAAGACCGGACAGAAUGAGGAUGCCCAGGGGGGGCAGGGGGAGAGGGUAGACACCCAGCCCAACCGCGACCCUGGCAAGCUGACGCUGCGCGGCAUCCGGCUGGAGUCGGCGCCGGGGCGCCUGAUCGGGGUGAUCGGCGAGGUGGGGUCUGGCAAAUCCUCCCUCCUCUCCGUGCUCCUCGGGGAGCUGCAGCCCACGGCCGGGGGCGGCGUGGACGUUGGCGGCCGCGUGGCGUAUGUCUCCCAGGUGCCCUGGACCGUCGCCGGCACCGUCAAGGAGAACAUCCUGUUUGGGGGAGAGGAGGACCCGGAUUUCUACGCGCGCGUCGUCCAGGCCUGCGCCCUGGGCGACGACCUGGCCAUGCUCCCCGGCGGCGACGCCGCGGAGCUCGGCGAGCGCGGCGUCAACCUCUCCGGCGGCCAGCGCGCGCGGCUGAGCCUGGCGCGCGCAGCCUACAGCCGCGCAGAGGUCCAGCUGCUGGACGACCCGCUGUCGGCGGUGGACCCGCGCGUGGGCCGCACGCUGUUCGAGGCCUGCAUCGGGCCGGGCGGGGUCAUGGCGGGGGCCACGCGCGUGCUGGCCACGCACCAAACCCAGCACCUGGGCGCCAGCGACGAGGUGCUGGUCAUGCGCGGCGGGGCCAUCGCGGAGCGCGGGACCAUGGCCCAGCUGGCGGCGCGGGGGGUGCCCGAGGCCGCGGCCAUGCACGAGGCGGCGCUGGACGACGCGACGUAUGACGGCCAGCUUGGGUCCGAGGACGAGGAGGUAGGGGAGGUGGAUGACGAGGGGGUGGCGGCCCACGCCAGGCCUGGCGACGAGACCCAGGACGCCGCACAGGAUGCCGAAUGCCAGACAGACGCUGCGCCGGCCUCCAGACCGGAGCGAGCCCCGGACAGGACGCCGGCAGAGAACCGAGACCGCGACGAGGCGAGGCCGGGCAGGCACCCCUCCAUAGUGAGCCGCCUGCUGGCCAAGGUCACGCGCCGGCGCUUGAUCGACCAGGGCAGCUCCUUUGCUGAGGCUGCCAAGCCAUCCAUGGCGGCUGCAGGCACCCUGAUCCUGGCGGAGGAGCGGGAGAUUGGCAGCGUGGACUGGCACGUGUAUGGCGCGUACUGUGGCUACAUGACCUGGUCGAUCGUCAUCACCAUCGCAGCCGCCAUGUUUGUGGGCCAGGGUGUGUAUCUCUAUGGUGACUACUGGAUUGCGGUCUGGUCCUCCAAGUCAGAGGCGGAGCAGCAGGAGGCCUUCUGGAUCUGGGGCUACGCCAUCAUGGUGAGCUGCGUCCUGGCCAUCUCCCUGGUUCGUGCGCAGCUCUUUUUCCAUUACACCCUGGUGGCGUCCUCGGCCAUGCACCAUGCCAUGAUCGAGCGGGUGAUGCGUGCUCCUCUCUCCUUCUUCCACACCAACCCCACUGGCCGUGUGCUGAAUCGCUUCAGCAAGGAUCAGGGGGCCGUGGAUGACCAGCUCCCGACAGUGGCCUUUGAUGCCAUCCAGGCCGCCAUGAUCGUCCUGGGCUGCUUUGUGCUGCUCAUGGUCGUCGUGCCCUUCAUCAUCCCCAUCUUCAUCCCCUUGGGCAUCGCCUUUGUGCUGGUCUACCGGCGCUACGUCUGCACCUCGCGUGAGGUCAAGCGCUUCGAGGCCACCUCCCGCAGCCCGGUCUACGCCUCCUUCUCCGCACUCCUCAAGGGCCUACCGUCCAUCCGUGCGUACGCCGCGGCGCCGCGCUUCCGCGCCCGCUUCCUGCGCGACCUCUCUGACAACGGCGCCUGGUGGUUUGUCUUCGUCACCUGCGCGCGCUGGGUGGGCUUCCGACUGGACCUGCUGGUGGCCCUGCUCAUGACGGCGGCCCCGCUGCUCAUGAUGGGCGUGCACGACUCGCUGUCGGCGCGGCUGGUGGGCCUUGGCCUGUCCCAGAGCCUGCAGCUGGGCGGCAUGCUGCAGUGGGCGGUGCGACAGGCCUCCGAGGUGGAGAAUCACAUGACUAGCGUGGAGCGCAUGCUGGCCUACACGCGGCUGCCCCAGGAACCGCCCACCCUGGCCCAGGGCGGCCCCCCCCCGCCCAAGGGCUGGCCGGGGGCAGGGAUGCUGCAGUACGACGACGUCACUGCCGUGUACCGUGAGGGCCUGCCCCCGGUCCUCCACGACCUCAGCUUCACACUGGAGGGCGGGCUGUCGUGCGGCGUGGUGGGGCGCACCGGAUCCGGCAAGUCCUCGCUCCUACUCACGCUGUUCCGCCUGAUCCCGGUCACCCACGGCGCCAUCCGCCUGGGCGGGGUGGACACCGCGCGGCUGGCGCUGGACGCGCUGCGCCGCCAGAUCGCCAUCAUCCCCCAGGACCCUGUGCUCUUCUCCGGCAGCCUGCGCGGCAACCUGGACCCCUGGAACGCCUUCGACGACCACCGGCUGUGGGAGGUGCUGGGCGCGGUGCAGCUGGGGCCGGUGGUGCGCGCUCUGGGCGGGCUGGAGGGGCGCAUGCAGGAGGCGGGGGACAACCUCAGCGUCGGCCAGCGCCAGCUCUUCUGCCUGGCCAGGGCGCUGCUGCAGGGAGCCAGCAUCCUGGCGCUGGACGAGGCCACCGCCAAUGUGGACCGGGCGACCGACGUCCUCAUUCAGGAGGCCGUGCGCACCUUCAGCAAGACCGGUGCGGGCGACGACGGUCGCGCCAGGCGCACUGUCCUGGUCAUCGCCCACCGCAUCCACACUAUCAUGGACUGCGACCGUCUGCUGGUGCUGUCGGACGGGCACCUGGUGGAAAGCGGGGAGCCGGGCUUUCUGGCCAGGGGCCGUGGCGUCUUCUCCCGCCUUGUCAGGGCGGCGGGGGCUGGAGGAGGCAGGGCCUGA
Auxenochlorella protothecoides is the source of this 4176-nucleotide messenger RNA. RefSeq names its product Multidrug resistance-associated protein 4. Gene Ontology annotation, molecular function: ABC-type transporter activity; ATP binding; ATP hydrolysis activity. Gene Ontology annotation, cellular component: plant-type vacuole; vacuolar membrane. The coding region runs from base 1 to 4176 and encodes 1391 amino acids. The record is from RefSeq and is a predicted model, not a curated record. Lineage: Eukaryota; Viridiplantae; Chlorophyta; Trebouxiophyceae; Chlorellales; Chlorellaceae. The transcript is spliced from 16 exons. Gene Ontology annotation, biological process: transmembrane transport.